Molecule: messenger RNA, 864 nt
Organism: Diprion similis
Lineage: Eukaryota; Metazoa; Arthropoda; Insecta; Hymenoptera; Diprionidae
Exons: 4
Source: RefSeq, a predicted model, not a curated record
GUGCGAUGCCAGUGUGGACCCCGUCCGACUAACAAAUAUAACCCAGCUAACCAACGACCCGCGUAACCUGCUCAAGAGUUUGCAGAUCAGUCAGUGUUAAUAUCUCUGCGAGGGAUGUCGUCGUCCGUUGUUUUGCUUACCCUGGUCACUACGCUCUCAGGGAUCUACGGAGCCCGGAUAAAAGAACUCAAUGUACCCAGCGUGGUCCGGAAUGGAACGGGGCCGGUAACUCUGUCCUGCGUAUACGAGGUCAAAGAGGACGAAAACGGUCUCGUUGUUAAGUGGUUUCACGACGAAGACGAGCUCAUUUAUCAGUGGAUUCCUCCGAUGCCUCCGCAGGACAUCGGCGUGAUAACUGGACGGGCUGAAUACCCCGAGGAGCUCCUGGGUCGUCCUCGAACGCACUCGAUAAUCAGACUGAAAGAGGUGACGAUCGAGAUGGGAGGAAACUACACAUGCAGCGUGAGCACUUAUCAGGAAGAAGAGAUGAAAACGGCGCGGAUGAUCGUUUAUGCCCCGGAGACCAACGUCACCAUCCACACACCGGAGUUCAACGACACUCACACCCGGCUGACCUGCACUGCUCAAGGAGCCUGGCCGAGACCCUCUUUCGACUUCCGGAUUGACGGAGCCUCGGUCGAAGGUCGCAUGGUCUGGAACGGAAUCGAGAACUAUAAGAAGGACGGGUUCCUCGUCCGGUACGACGCCGUCAUACCGAAGCCCAGGGAACCGGCGCUCGUCGAGUGCGACGUCAACAUCCCGAGGACGGAAUAUCGCCGACGGGAAAGCGUCAUCUACUACCCUCGUUCGCAUCGUUUCACUUCUACUUCCUCUGCGUCCACGUCCACCACUGUGUCCGCAUCC